CGGAUAGUUAAAUGGGAGGACUUGGGGUCACUGUCCCAACUUCAGACGCCGGUGGAUCUGCAGCUGUUGACUGUGCCCGCCGCAGAUCUUUGAAACAUGAAUCCUUCACUCCUCCUGGCUGCCUUUUGCUUGGGAAUAGCCUCAGCUGCUCCAAGACAUGAUCACAGUUUAGAUGCAGACUGGUACAAGUGGAAGGCAACACACAGGAAACUCUAUGGCUUGAAUGAAGAAGGAUGGCGGAGAGCUAUAUGGGAGAAGAACAUGAAAAUGAUUGAACGGCACAAUUGGGAACACAGGCAAGGGAAACAUGGCUUCACCAUGGCCAUGAAUGCCUUUGGUGACAUGACCAAUGAAGAAUUCAGGAAGAUGAUGAAUGGUUUUCAAAACCAGAAGCACAAGAAGGGAAAAGUAUUCCUUGACACUGGCUCUGCUUUGACCCCCCAAUCUGUGGAUUGGAGAGAGAAAGGCUAUGUAACUGCUGUGAAGAAUCAGGGUCUCUGUGGUUCUUGUUGGGCUUUUAGUGCCACUGGCGCCCUCGAAGGACAGAUGUUCCGGAAAACCAGCAAACUUAUUUCACUGAGUGAGCAGAACCUGGUGGACUGCUCUUGGCCUGAGGGCAAUGAGGGCUGCAAUGGUGGCCUAAUGGAUAAUGCCUUCCAGUACAUUAAGGACAAUGGAGGCCUGGACUCAGAGGAAUCCUAUCCGUACCUUGGAAAGGAUGGAUCCUGCAAAUACAAGCCCCAGAGUUCUGCUGCCAACGACACUGGUUACGUGGAUAUUCCAAAGCAGGAGAAAGCGCUUAUGAAGGCCGUGGCAACUGUGGGGCCCAUCUCUGUUGGUAUAGAUGCAAGCCAUGCAUCCUUCCAGUUUUACAGCGCAGGCAUUUAUUUUGAACCACAGUGCAGCAGCGAAGACCUGGAUCAUGGCGUUCUGGUGGUCGGCUAUGGCGUUGAAGGAGCAGACUCAAAAAAUAAGUAUUGGCUUGUCAAGAACAGCUGGGGUAAUACUUGGGGCAUGGAUGGCUACAUAAAGAUGACCAAAGAUCAGAACAACCACUGUGGAAUCGCCACCAUGGCCAGUUACCCUGUGGUCUAAAUCUCAAAGACUGGAUUAAGAACAGAAUAGCCCGAGGACAAAUUCUGUCUUCAAACCAACCAGACUCUAUUGUAUGGGAUCAAACACUUGAAUCAUUGAGGAUCCAAGUCGUGAUUUGAAUUCUGUGCCAUUUUACACUGGUGAAAUGUUACCACUUCUUUAAUUACUGUUGUAAAUAGGUUUGUGUGAUUGACGUGUCUCAUAAAUUUGUACUUUUCAUGUUUUAAAAGGAUGUAUAAAGUUUUACCUUUUAAAAUAAAACUUAAUUUUAGGAGUUCC
This is a messenger RNA of Phacochoerus africanus (Common warthog), 1374 nucleotides long. RefSeq names its product cathepsin L (gene CTSL). Gene Ontology annotation, molecular function: cysteine-type endopeptidase activity. NCBI's taxonomy places the organism in Eukaryota, Metazoa, Chordata, Mammalia, Artiodactyla, Suidae. Bases 97 to 1095 code for a protein of 332 amino acids. The record is from RefSeq and is a predicted model, not a curated record. Gene Ontology annotation, cellular component: lysosome. The transcript is spliced from 8 exons. Gene Ontology annotation, biological process: immune response.